AUGGGAUACGAAUCACUGGGAAGCACAGUAAGACACGCCCUAUUGAAGUAUGCAGUCUUGGAAAGGAUAAGUAUAUGGGAGUUUAGCGAGUGGGAUGCCGUGUGGAUGACUGCCCUUUCGUCCACCAGGAUGAUACUUACAGUUAUUAUAUCCACGGUUAUUGCCGUUGUGUGCCUAGCGCUUAUCAUUCUGAGAAAGCGCGAAUUCACACAGAAAGACACUUUGUGCGCCUUUGUGUUCAUGGUUGUGUCUAUCUUUCUCCUUGAAAGCGUUCAAAAAAUGCUGAAAAUAGACGUAGCCUUGGACACAAGGUACAAAAAUGUGGAAAUAUCCAUUCCAUUUUCUCCGCUGAUUGUUAACACACCCGUCAACAGACAAAGACUGUGCAGAAAUGAUCUAAACGAUACCCUGGAAAAAACAACCGAUCAAAUGAACAUGGGGGACAGAGCAGCAGAAGCAUACAGGAAAUUGGUCAGAGAGAACACCCUGAAAAAAAGACCGCCUAUAGACACAUCAAUGGUGUCCCCUUCUUUUGUGAAUGGCUCCAGUAACAUGGGCAGUGUUAGCAUGGGCGGUGGCAGUGCCCUGCAGCCGAUGAAAACAGAGUAUUGCAUCUUCAAAAACAAUCAAAAUGAAAAUCAAAAAAAUUGCACAAACUGUUUGGUGCUUGAGGAAAACGAGUUCAACGAAGCAAAGGCAGACCUGCAGUACAUCGACAAGGUGAACAGAGAGUACCAGGACAUUGAGCGAAGCAUUGAUGUGAGCAAAAACCAGUACAGAGAAUACUCUGUGGACUUAAUGAAUGGGUUCAAAAACUUUAACAAAGUGUCUUAUUUCGCCAGAGAAGAGCUCAGCACCAUAGGAGUAGACUUCAACACGAUAGAGCAGGGUAUACUCUCUCUUGUGAAUAAAUACGAGAGCAUAUUUGCAGGAACAAGCAGAAAAACAACACAGCUCCGAAUGGCCAACGACUCUGUCUGUGUGAGUAUCAGCAAUGUGCGCGUAGUGGUACCGGAAAUGUUCAAAGUAAAGACGCGAAGAAUAAAAAAAACAAUAGUCACAGAAAAAGAAGGAAACCAUCCGGCACGAGGCCUGGUUAUUACGUCAGGAGCAGUGGAGUCUUUGGAGGACAGCUCCAGCGAUCGAUUUGACAAAAGAGCUUUGUCAGUCGACGACGCAGUUCAUGAGAUGGUCAAAAGCAACGCAAAUUUGCCAAAUAAUAUCAUUGCGCAAAAUGGCUCUUACUCUUCCGGAUACAACAGCGGUAAUCCUUUCUUCAACUCCCUAAACUACGCCCUUAUCACUACAGAAGUUCUGAUAUUUAUUCAGGUGUUCCUUGUGCUAGGUGUGAUUAUUGCAAUUGUGCUUGACAGAAAAUGGCUGUACUUUGUGUUCUACACGGGUAUGUGUGUUUCUCUUAUUUUCAGCUUGAUUUUGGGAUUUAUUGCGCUGGUGAACUCAACAGCGCUUGCGUCGAUAUGCGCAAAUGGCCUGAAGUGCGAGUCGCAAAUGUUUCAGGCACAGGAGAAUGUUAAAACGCUUUCUGGAAUAAUAGAUAUGCCUGAAAUGGUCCUCAAAGAGUCGAUCAAAAGAUCUACAGACCAUUUGCAGAGACAGAUCAACAUCGUGCUAACCAGCAACACAGCAGAAGACAUCCAAACCAUAUCGGCACAGCUGGACAGACUCUUCCAAGUCAGAAAAGACUUCAACAAUCUUGUCUCCACAAAUCCGCACAGAAAUAUGAUAAAUCAGAGUGCGAUAUAUGCAGCAGCGGAUAGCAUGAAUAGCAGUUUGAACAACAUAAAAUCGCUUGAUAGAAAAAUAAGAAGCAACCAAUGGACAGACACAUUCAAGAAGCUGUCACAGAUAAGCGUCCUUUUAACAGCCACCACAAACAACAGCAACAUAAAAAGAAGACAAACUCUCUCGCAACUCUCCAAUGGAGUGUCUCCAACAGAUGUGUCAUCGUGUGAGGGUAAAGAAGCAUCAAUAUGUAAACUAAAGGAAAGAUCAGACUCUCUGUUCAUAGGCCUGUGCCUAUUCGCAAUCCUCCUUCCAAUACUAAUAGCCAUAUGA
This is a messenger RNA of Nematocida minor, 2076 nucleotides long. RefSeq lists its product as uncharacterized. The transcript has a single exon. The coding region runs from base 1 to 2076 and encodes 691 amino acids. NCBI's taxonomy places the organism in Eukaryota, Fungi, Microsporidia. The record is from RefSeq and is a predicted model, not a curated record.